This is a messenger RNA of Callorhinchus milii (elephant shark), 2148 nucleotides long. RefSeq names its product C3 and PZP-like alpha-2-macroglobulin domain-containing protein 8. Lineage: Eukaryota; Metazoa; Chordata; Chondrichthyes; Chimaeriformes; Callorhinchidae. Gene Ontology annotation, molecular function: endopeptidase inhibitor activity. The record is from RefSeq and is a predicted model, not a curated record.
AUGGGCUGUAGGAUGUCCCUCAAAGUCCAUAUCCUUGAUGCUCAUCUUGAUAAAUUCAAGGAGAACAUUGGAGCGUACUCGGAGGAGCAAGGCGAGUGCUUCCACCAGGAUAUACUGGACUUUGAACGCCGCUACCAAGGACAGUAUAACGAGAACAUGAUGGGAGACUACAUUUGGGGGCUGAUUCGUGAAACCAUAAACCAGUCCUGGUGCUACCCCGUUCACCAACCCACACUGAUCAGCGUGGUGGACUAUAGCCAAACCACCCCCUUAGCAGUCUUCAUCCAGCAGUGGAUUGACAAACCACUCGGCUAUCUGGUGGCAGCUCCCUCGGUGUUCAGAGCCGGGGUGGAGGAGGCCAUCAGCGUCACUUUUUUUAACCCCGCGGCAGAGACCGCCGUCCAGGCGUGCCUGGCGGUCCACGGGGAGACGGUGGCACACAGCCGUGGCGGUGUGUUUGAAAAGGGUGUAAUAAAACUGAAAGUGCCGCGCGGAUUGAGGGGUCAAGCUCACUUGAGGGUGUGGGGAAGCCAUAAUUCCACCUCCAAGAGUGAUGAUGCCUUCUCAUUCCAAAACUCCACCACCAUCACCGUGGAGCAGAGAGGUUCCACAGUGCUGAUCCAGACUGAUAAACCCGUCUACAAGCCCAAACAGAGAGUUCUUGCCAACUUCAUUAUCAUAAGUCCAGAACUGAGGCCUAUCAAUGAAAAGGUGGAAGCAUACAUUGUGGACCCAAGAGGAUCACGCAUGGUCCAGUGGAGUGACCUACAUCCCAUCUGUUGUGGAAUCAUGAAUGUGAGCUUCCCACUCUCCGAGCAACCAAUCUUUGGAGAGUGGAUGAUCUUCGUGGAGAUCCAUUCCCACACCUACAACAAGUCCUUUGAAGUGCAAAAAUACGUGCUGCCAAAGUUUGAAGUUGAUAUCAGCACUCCCAGCUUCAUCAGAAACCUCAACGUCUGCGAUAAAGCAAGAGUCCGGGCCAGGUACACAUUUGGGAAGCCGGUGCGAGGAAAGGCCACCGUGAACAUGACCGUGAACGGAGUCGGCUAUUACAGACAGGACCUCGGCAUGCCCGUCCUCAAAACCUUCGAGGUCGAUGGAGCGGCGUCCUUUGACAUCUGCGUCAAGGACCUGAUGCCGAACGUGCCCGAGCACUUCCGAGGAGCCCUGAGUAUCUGGGCCACUGUGGUGGCCAGCGACGGCAGUAAGCAGAUCGCGUUCGAUGACUCUACGCUGGUGCACAAGCAGCUGGUGGACAUAAAGUAUUCGCGUGAGACGCGCAAGCAGUUCAAGCCCGGGCUGCCUUACCAUGGAAAGCUGGAGGUGACAUAUCCGGACGGAAGCCCUGCGGAUGGCGUGACUGUGCGGAUCAAGGCUGAGCUCGCGGCAAAGGACAACAUCUACACCAGUGAGCUGGUGUCCCGAGAUGGCAUCGUGGCGUUCCAAAUCCACUCAAUACCCACCAUGGCCCAGUAUGUCUGGCUGGAGGUCAGUAGCGUUGCCCGUUGUGCUUUAUUAGAGAACGUGUGGCAUGGUUGUGGCCUGGUGGCUCGGGAAUCGGAGCUGGGUGAUGCACUGCUUCCUGCAGAGUUCCAAAUAGAAAUGUCUUCGUCACAUGACACAACGCAAAUACCUCCUGUACAAGCGUAUGAUGGGCACAUAACGAUCAUUGCACAUCCGAUUAGCACAGUUGGCUAUGCGAAGGUGACGGCGAUCGAUGGGAGAGAGGUGGGCGAUCAGUACCUGUCCAACUUCAUGUCCAUCACCGGCUGGUUCUCGCCCAGCAAAUGUCACCUGCAACUCCAGCCUCCGGACGCACCGCUCAAGGUGGGCGAGGAAGCAAAGGUGGCGAUCAGGUCCACUUGCCCCUGCAACGUCUCGCUUCACUACGAGGUGGCAGCUCGCGGCAACAUCGUCCAGUCCGGCGCGCAGAGCCCCCCGGGGUCCGCCGUGCCGGCCACCGCCGGCGCCGAUUCCGGGGCCCGGCUUCCCCGCCGCGCCGCCGUCGGGACGCCCUCGUCUUCGACAAGAAUGCCGACGUCACUCACGGGUCACAGGAGCAGACGGGUACGGAGUGCAGCCUGGGCGCUGUCGCUUCGCCCGCACGUGCGUGUGACGGCCCUUGCCUGUCGAUCUGCUGCCGCGUGA